AUGGUGUGGUUUCCUCCCACCGGGAAGCAGCUCGCCGUGACCGCCGGCUGGUUCCUGACCGGGCUGACCCUCUUCGGCGUCGGCGCCCACCUUUCCUACGUUAACAUCGCCCCGCAGCAGGCCCGGACGAAAGCCCGCAGCGAUUUUGUCCGGGAAUACCUCAGGAAGAAGUACGGCUACGAAGGUGGCCGCAAGUAA
This is a messenger RNA of Spirodela intermedia, 198 nucleotides long. Lineage: Eukaryota; Viridiplantae; Streptophyta; Magnoliopsida; Alismatales; Araceae. The record is from the annotation of a GenBank genome assembly.